Lasiodiplodia theobromae is the source of this 360-nucleotide messenger RNA. RefSeq lists its product as uncharacterized. Lineage: Eukaryota; Fungi; Ascomycota; Dothideomycetes; Botryosphaeriales; Botryosphaeriaceae. The record is from RefSeq and is a predicted model, not a curated record. Bases 1 to 360 code for a protein of 119 amino acids. The transcript has 4 exons.
AUGUCCGGCUAUUCCAAGAACCAAUUUGACGGCGACCAAAGCGCCAGGACUAUGGAGGCUGGCGCCUCUGCCGCCCACAAGAACAUCGAUCUCAAUGAGGGUAUCCAUGAAGAGUCUCAGAUCAGAAGCGAGCCUGUGGGUGCCAAGACGUCUGGAGCUGGUACUUCGAUGUUCAGCUCAGAGGGCUCCAUUGGGAAGCAGUUUACAACUCAAGGAGCCAUUGGUGGCACUGCACAGAAACUUGGAGGUCCUUUCGAUGCGCAGGGCGCCAUUGGAAAGCAAUUUACGGAUAAAGGAUCGAUUGGCGGUACGGUGCAGGAGCACUUGGGCAAGGGCGAGUCCAACAGCAUCAGGAAGUAA